AUGCUGAAAUUCAGAAGGUACCUGAUCACGAACCUGAAGGCAAUAUACAGGUGCCAACCAGGUCGGCUCUGGGUCUCCUUCAGCCUCCUCAUCCUCCUCAUGGUCUCGUUUCAAGUUGUGGAGAAGCUGCAGCCUACCAGGAACUGUCACUGUGAGCUGGAGCGUGCUCUGCAGCAGACCACAGACCACAGCCAGGAGAGCCCUGACUACGUCCUCCAGACCCACAUCCCACCAAGGGAGGAUGAUCACCCAUACAGGCAGAGGAAGGCUGUGCUGGAGCCUGCUGAGAACACACAGGAUGGUUUCCAGAUGCAUUUGUACUACAGACAGGUGACACCACGGGAGAGCAGUCCGGACAGACAAGAGCGGCACUGGGCUUGGCAGCCUACAGAGAACAGCAACAAGAUGAAAGCCUAUCUUUCAGCCCAGCAGCUGAAAUCCCAGCUCUCCAGCCCCAGAAAAGCAACCAGAGGGGAUAUAUUUCCAGGUGUUCCUGAAAGUGCCGCCACAGCUCUGGGAGAUACUGCUGACGGUGUCCUCUUCACAAGCAGCAUUGCUGCAGAGGAGCACAAGAAAACAACAUCACCCCAGAUGAUGGGGGUGACACUGCAGAGCCCACCUCAGCAUCAAGCCAUGGGUUCUCCACCCCGACCUUGGGUUGACUCAGUCAAACACACCGUGCUCGGUACAGCUCAGCUCCUGAGGGCAGAUGACUUCUACAGGACAGAGCUGGAGAGAGGACUGCUCCCGAGCUGGGCAGAAAUCUCUACAGAUGAGAUGGCCCUUGGGGAUGGCGGGCAGGUAGAAGACGUCUUCUUUCAGAAAGUGUGCAAGCCCAAAACCAACAUCGUUUUCCUGAAGGUCCACAAGAGCGCCAGCAGCACCGUCAUGAACAUCCUCUUCCGCUUUGGUGAGAUGCACAACCUCACCUUCGCCUUCCCGCUCAGGGGCGGCCACCAGCUCUUCUACCCGCACCACUUCAUGGCGAGGUUCGUGCAGGGCUUCUCCCCGGGGAAGCCUCCUCAGUUCAACAUACUGUGCCACCACAUGCGCUUCCUGCGGCCGGAGGUACAGAAAGUGGUGCCCAGCACAGCCGUCUACUUCUCCAUCCUGAGGAACCCCGUGCAGCUCAUGGAGUCCUCCUUCGUGUACUACAAGGGCACGUCGGCCUUCUCCCGCGCCCGCAGCCUGGAGGAGUUCCUCAGCCAGCCCUACCGCUUCUACAACCCCACGGCUGGGGACAGCCAUUACGCCAGGAACCUCAUGACGUUUGACUUUGGCUUCAACCCUGACGCGCAGGUCACAGCCAAGAGGGUGAACUUAAUGCUGAGGGCCAUCGAGGCAUCCUUCGACUUGCUGCUCAUCUCCGAGUACUUCGACGAGUCCAUGGUGCUGCUGAAGGAGACGCUGUGCUGGGACCUGGACAGCGUUGUGUCCUUCCCACUCAACAGCAGGGACAGCAGCACCAGGUCCCCGCUUUCUAGCAUCACAGCUGAGAAGAUAAAGGCCUGGAACAGGCUAGACUGGGAAAUCUACACCCACUUCAAUAGGACCUUUUGGGAGAGGGUCGAGCGGGACAUCGGGAGGGAGCGCCUGUGGCGAGAGGUCAGGGCACUGCGGCAGAGACGAGCCGAGCUGGCGAGGACCUGCCUGCAAGGGACGGGCAGCGUAGGCCCAAAGGACAUCAAGGACUCCUCCCUGAGGCCGCUGCAAUAUGGCAACGCCAGGAUCUUGGGCUAUAACAUCAAGCAGGGCUUGGACGAGGCGACGGAGCACAUGUGCCGGCGCCUGGUGACCCCAGAGCUGCAGUACAGCACUGCUCUCUACAAGAAGCAGUUCCCCCCAAAUCCCCCACAGAACACCCCCCAGAGGCCCCUCCAGAAGCCCCCUCAGCUCACUCCCUCACUGCAGGGAAUGCAGCAGGGUAAAGCCUUGCGGUACAGGCUGAAGGGCACCCGGCACUGAGCCCCCAUCCCGGCCUCGUUCUCCAGCUCCCUCCGCUGAGGACGGCUGACCAUCCACCCCCGGGUUCUUGGGUUGCUGCUGCCCUGGUGCAGCCCAGGUGGGAUGUGAGGUCUGCAGAGGUCCUGCCACCCCUGACUACCAGAGCCCCUAGAGCAGGCCCCACAGUGGGCCCUAAGGGCUUACCUUGCUGUGAUGCCUCUGGGGUCACUCCUGAGCCAGCAAGGAUGAACCUCAGCCUCCGCAGGAGGAGGGGAUGCAGGGGACAAGGAGGAUGGCAGCACUGGGGCCGCUUGUCCCACGGUGAGAGGACUCAGCAGGAAUGGGACAACAAGCUGUGUGAUGCCAGGAGGCAAAACAGGCUGCAGCUGGAGGUGGUGAGGGGUCAGGCUGUCCAUCAGGGCUGCAGGGCUUCAUUUUCACCUCGGGGAUGCUUCUGUCUGUCCAGCUGCAUCUCUCCUCCACCGCGCCUCAGUGCUGGGAGAGCAGCCUCUUAAU
Messenger RNA from Gallus gallus (chicken), 2460 nucleotides. It is a transcript of the gene GAL3ST4, whose product is annotated as galactose-3-O-sulfotransferase 4. The record is from RefSeq and is a predicted model, not a curated record. Gene Ontology annotation, cellular component: membrane. Gene Ontology annotation, molecular function: galactosylceramide sulfotransferase activity. The transcript has 4 exons. Gene Ontology annotation, biological process: glycolipid biosynthetic process. The coding region runs from base 1 to 1965 and encodes 654 amino acids. Lineage: Eukaryota; Metazoa; Chordata; Aves; Galliformes; Phasianidae.